Molecule: messenger RNA, 1038 nt
Organism: Parnassius apollo (apollo)
Lineage: Eukaryota; Metazoa; Arthropoda; Insecta; Lepidoptera; Papilionidae
Source: the annotation of a GenBank genome assembly
AUGAAAGUUGAAAUUGUCUUGACCGACACACCAGAGAAUAUUACAUUAGACUUUAGAGAUCUUUCUACUUCAAUGUAUCUCACUGACAGCUACGUGAACAAGUCGCUCGAGAUUAACGAGACGACGAACGACUUCGUAUACACCAACCAAUUUGAAAAUGACGCCAUCAUAGUAUUUUUAAUAAUUUUGAAAUGUUUAAUCAUGCUCUUUAUAAUACUGGCCGCUAUAUUUGGCAACUUGUUGGUCAUUGUGUCUGUUAUGAGACAUAGAAAGCUCCGCGUCAUCACCAACUACUUUGUUGUGUCCCUUGCAUUAGCGGAUAUGUUAGUUGCUAUCUGGGCUAUGUGUUUCAAUUUUAGCGUUGAGAUUACCAAUGGAGAAUGGCUAUUUGGAUACUUCAUGUGCGAUGUCUGGAAUUCACUGGACGUGUACUUUUCUUCGGCAUCUAUAUUACAUCUCUGUUGCAUAAGCGUUGAUAGAUACUAUGCAAUCGUUCAACCGUUGGACUAUCCACUUAUCAUGACAAGCGGCAAGUUGGGGAUCAUGCUGGCUGUCGUAUGGUGCAGCCCGGCACUGGUUUCAUUCCUUCCAAUAUUUGCGGGAUGGUACACCACGCACGAGCACUUGGAUUUUAGAAAAAGGCACCCAAAAGUGUGCAGUUUUACUGUGAACAAAAUAUAUGCGGUAAUAUCGAGUAGUGUCAGUUUUUGGAUACCGGGAGUAAUAAUGAUCUUCAUGUAUUAUAGAAUUUAUAUUGAGGCGGACCGCCAAGAGAGAAUGUUAUACAGGAGCAAAGUGGCGGCGUUGCUGCUAGACAAGCACCUGCAGAUAAACGGAAUCUCGAUGGGAGACGUGAUGCGUGAACGGCAGAGCAUACAAAUGCAACCGAUGGCAAGCAGCAAGAUGAAGAGGGAGAGAAAAGCAGCGAGAACUCUUGGGAUUAUAAUGUCGGCUUUCCUGGCAUGUUGGCUACCAUUUUUCUUAUGGUACAUUAUCACAGCACUCUGCGGGGACGCCUGCCCAUCCCCCCUCCGGUAG